AGACUUUGACAUUCAACAGGGACAAACAACCGCUUCAACUUGAAGCAUUACCAAUUUAGAUUUUGGACGGUGAAGCGGCGUUGAGGCUUAGGUUAGGUUGUUAUGUCUACUUCUGCUGUCUUUCGGACAUUGACGCUCUCGUGUCACCGAAUACCUCCCUCAUGCCAGUGCAAAGUUGAAGUGCUCAAAUCCCUCUGGGCUCCAAAUUACUCCUUUGUGCGGACAUAUGCCUCGGCUGGCCCAGCACGCCGCACUGGUGAUGACAAAAUACCCUUUCGAGUCGUCCGCCUCGUCAAUCCGGAAACGGGCAAACUCGAACCCCCAACUCGUCUAUCCGACGUCCUCGAAUCUGUGGACCUGAAGGCUUGGCGAGUGGAGUUGGUUACGGAAGACCCAGAGCCUAUCGUAAAGGUUGUGGACAGACGCGAGUCGUAUGAGAAAUGGAAGGAGCAGAAAAAAGCGUUCAGGAAGGGCGUGAAGGCAGGAGAGCAGAAGGAGAUACAGAUCACUUGGGGCGUCGAUGCUGGUGAUUUGAAGCACAAGGUCACAAAGGCGCGUGCGGAGCUUGAGAAGGGAUACCGAGUGGAUAUCGUCAUUGCACCGAGGAAAGGUCAGAAAUUGCCCAAGCCUGAUGCAAUGGCAGCCCGCGCGUCGGAGAUCGCGUCAUCACUACUGGAUGUUGCAAAGGAGUGGAAAGCACGCGACAUUCAGAAAACUAUCACGGUCAUGUCGUUUCAAAAAACGCCGCCACCAUCAUGACAAGGAAUUGUAUAGUUCCUAGCUGGGCCAGAUAGAUAUUAUACACAGUUAUCGUACUUUUCCUCCUCCAUUCUGCAACUUUCGUCUCCGUCUGUGCUUCCACCGGUACCUCCUACCA
Messenger RNA from Suillus paluster, 877 nucleotides. RefSeq lists its product as uncharacterized. Gene Ontology annotation, cellular component: mitochondrion. Gene Ontology annotation, molecular function: ribosome binding; translation initiation factor activity. Gene Ontology annotation, biological process: mitochondrial translational initiation; ribosome disassembly. The coding region runs from base 103 to 759 and encodes 218 amino acids. The transcript is spliced from 2 exons. The record is from RefSeq and is a predicted model, not a curated record. NCBI's taxonomy places the organism in Eukaryota, Fungi, Basidiomycota, Agaricomycetes, Boletales, Suillaceae.